Messenger RNA from Rangifer tarandus platyrhynchus (Svalbard reindeer), 999 nucleotides. Lineage: Eukaryota; Metazoa; Chordata; Mammalia; Artiodactyla; Cervidae. The record is from the annotation of a GenBank genome assembly.
AUGUCAGAUCUCCCCACAACCCCUGAGAAACCUGCAGAUGAAACAGAGAAUCAGAUGAAGUCACCUGAUCCAAGGUCUGGUGCCCCUCCUGAGUACAGUUCCAGUUUUGUAUCAGGGCCCCCUGGACCGGCUAUCCCUCCACCUGCAGGCUACCCAGGAGGCUUGCCUAUGGGAUACUACGGUCCACAUCAGCCCAGUACCUUCCCCUUGUACAUGCAGACUGGAAGUAUCUGCCCCAUCCAGUACCAACCUGGAAAAUAUCCUGCACCACAACUUUCUGCUCCAGUAAUAUGGAUGCCCAUGCCGACUCCCAUACCACACUGUCCUCCGGGUCUGGAAUGCCUUGUCCAGUUGGACAACAUACACGUUCUUCAGCAUUUUGAACCUCUGGAAAUGGUAACAGGUUUUGAAACUAAUAAUAGAUAUGAUAUUAAAAACAACAUGGGCCAGAUGGUUUACUUUGUGACUGAAGACACAGAUAACUACACCAGGAAUGCUUACCGGACAUUGAGGCCCUUCGUGCUCCGGGUCACUGACUGUAUGGGCCAGGAAGUCAUGACAAUGCAAAGACCUUUCAGAUGCACCUGCUGCUGCUUCUGUUGCCCCUCCACCAGGCAAGAGCUGGAGGUUCAUUGUCCUCCUGGCGUCACCAUUGGCUUUGUAGCCGAACACUGGAACCUGUGCAGGGCAGUGUACAGCCUCCAAAAUGAGAAGAAAGAAGAUAUGAUGGGAGUACUUGGGCCAUGUUCCACCUAUGGCUGUGGUUCAGAUUCAGUUUUUGAGAUCCUGUCCCUGGAUGGUGUUUCCAUUAUUGGCAGUAUCACUCGGAAGUGGAAUGGUGUGUUAUCAGCAAUGAGCGAUGCUGACCACUUUGAAAUUCACUUCCCAUUAGACCUGGAUGUGAACAUGAAAGCCAUGAUUUUUGGAGCUUGCUUCCUCAUUGACUUCAUGUAUUUUGAAAGCUCUCCACCACAACGUUCAAACAUUCAUCAUGAUUGA